UGCAAAGCCUAAAGAAUCUCAGCUAGAUGAAGACAAAUAUAUUAUGGCAUCUACUAUUUCUCAAAUUCGGGAAAAAUAUUUUUGUGCUAAUUGUGAAGGUUCCUGUUGGGCUACUAAAACUGGUCACGUUAAAUUAACAGGCAUGCACUAUACAACAUGGGCUCGAGCAAUUUUAAAUAGACUAACGGAUAUUAACACGCUAUCGAGUCAUGCUAUCUUUACAUUACUACCUAACAAAAGAGGAAUACCUAAUUCACAACUAUCAUCACAAUUAUCUCAGCAAAUGCCUUGGCAAAUACCUUCUCAAGUACUAUUUCAAGUGUCUUCACAAGCGCUUUCACAAAUGCCGUCACAAAUACC
This is a messenger RNA of Racocetra persica, 360 nucleotides long. The record is from the annotation of a GenBank genome assembly. Lineage: Eukaryota; Fungi; Glomeromycota; Glomeromycetes; Diversisporales; Gigasporaceae.